Messenger RNA from Brienomyrus brachyistius, 1390 nucleotides. RefSeq names its product plasminogen receptor, C-terminal lysine transmembrane protein (gene plgrkt). NCBI's taxonomy places the organism in Eukaryota, Metazoa, Chordata, Actinopteri, Osteoglossiformes, Mormyridae. The record is from RefSeq and is a predicted model, not a curated record. Gene Ontology annotation, cellular component: plasma membrane. The transcript has 5 exons. Bases 303 to 746 code for a protein of 147 amino acids. Gene Ontology annotation, biological process: positive regulation of plasminogen activation.
UGCACCGAUUAGCCGUUUUGCUGUCAAGGUCCACCAUUAGUUCUCUCUUCACUCUUCUACUUUUGUCUUUUGUUGAGACAAGUCCAACAUUGAUGCCAAGUUCAAAACUGUAGCCCGGUGUCAGGAAGUAGUUUUAGGUGCAGAAAAAAGUAAUUCGGGGAAUCUAGGUGUUUCGUUUGUGUUAGCCUUCGAAUUGUCAUCUUUCCCCUUGUCAAACGAUUGUGUUCCUUGAUGCAUUUGAGAGGCUGAAGAAACAAACGGACCAAUACAGCGCCAAUACUAAAACCCCCAUUAAUAGAACAAUGGGAUUCCUCAUGUCUAAAUCCAUGGACCAGAGUAUGAAAAAACAGCAGGAGUUUAUGCUGCUCAAUGGUAGACUUCAGCUGGAACGCCAGAUUCUGAUGCAGAACCAGAUGAGAGAGAGGCAGAUGGCCAUGCAGAUCGCCUGGUCCAGGGAAUUCCUCAAGUACUAUGGCAGUUUCUUUGGCCUUGCUGCCUUUGGCCUCUCCGUCGGUGCCAUGAAGCGGAAGAGGCCUGGUUUCUUCGUCCCGAUUAUUCCGCUGAGCUUCAUCUUGGCCUACCAGCUGGACAUGGCCUACGGAACCCUGCUGCAGCGCAUGAAGAGUGAAGCGGAGGACAUUAUGGUGACAGAGCAUGACCGCUUGGAGCUUCCGCAUGGAACGCCCACCUUUGAGGCCAUCGAGAAAGCCCGGAGAGCCCAAAGCACCUUCUUCCUGGAGAAGUGAGCUGCUCACAGACGUCGCCAGCUCUCCCGUGGGUUUGCGAUCAGGCAGAAUGUCGGGAACCACGUAACACUAACUUAUUCGUAAUUAUGGACGUGUACAUUUCUCAUCGUCUCUGUGUCAGAGGCGGCAUUGGGGGGUUCAGUGUCACCCUGGGAAAUAAAUAAAAGCUGAGCUGCCCAUCUUUCUGUCAUCAGCAUCCAUGGAAUACACAGUCUGUCAGUCCGAACCAGCAGGAGUCAUCCUUCAUACUCAUCUGCUCAUUUACUUUUUUCACUAGUGUCUACCUAAAAAUUGAUGUAUAUGUAUUUUAAAAUUUGUACAAUGAAUCAGUCCAAUCUGUCAUUUGUCAGUUUUGUUAUCAUAACAACCCCCCCCCCCCCCCCCAAUAUAUACUGACGUUGAACUUUUUUGAAGAGCACGUAUUAAUUUUAUUUUUUUUAAUUAUUGUGGCCAAACUUCAUGCAGGUGUUAAUGGUUUCUGAGAUGAUCCCAGUAAAUCACUUCAUGCUAUAGGCAUGUAUGUAUGCGAUGUAAAAGAGUGUUUUGAACCAGUAAUGAUGCGCAUGUCUUGCUCUUAUUAUGUGAAUUACGUUGAGAUUUGCCUGGAGCUUUACAUGUCAAGUAAAAUUGUCUUUGAGACUUAA